UGGACAGGCAAUAGAGCCAUGCGAUUGACUGAUUUUAGUUAUUGGCCCUCUGAAAUAACUUAAUCAUAUAUUAAAGGCGACAAUUAAAUAAAAAGGAAGUUAUAAAUGCAAAUCUUGACGCUCCGGCAGGGACAUUGCUUAUUCGCUGCGCGCAAUGGGAAGUUCGUCGUCGCUUUAUUAUAGAAAUGAAAAAACGUUUCCAGAAUCAUUCAGCUUAAAUUUAAAAUCUAAUGCUAACUCGCUUUCCGAAGAAACGAAAAAUGUUUUGAGAGAAUCUUGGAAACUCGUUGAGCCUUUGAAGACUGUCGCAGGAAAGAAAAUGUUUGAACGGAUGUUUGGAAGUCACCCUGAAGUAAUUUACCUGUUUCCCAUUUUUAAAGGCCUAACCCUGAGGGAGAUACUUUGUUCUCGGGCACUUCACCUUCACGUAAAGAAAGUCAUGUCUGCACUGGAAAAUGCUGUGCUAUCUUUGAAUGACGCGGAAAAAUUAACUCACUAUUUGAUAAACCUUGGCGAAAGACAUCGACCAUGGUCUGUGAGAAUGGAGCACUUUGAUCUGCUAAAGGAAUCUCUCCUCUGGACACUUCAAGACAUGCUUCAGUCUAAAUGCACUCCAGGGGUGAGCAGGGCCUGGAGCGAAAUGAUCGACUUAGUGGCUGAGGCUAUGAUGCAAGGACUGAAGAGUAGACAUCACGUGAUCAGCAACCACUGAAACACAACGAAAAAACGAGAAUCACCACUGGCGGGAAUACUGCCGUCGCUCAAAGAAUACAGUGAUUCAUCCCGUGUCUCCAGCGCAAUGAUAAAAGUUUUAUCUUUGUAAUAUUCUGUAAUAUACACACCUUGUGUAUAUUGUUGAAAAAGGUAUAAUAUAAGCAGUAAAAAUGACUUUGCUUUUACAGUUACUUGAUAACGGAAAAGUAAAUAACAGAUAAUGAUAAAAUAAUAUUUGAGGAGGAGGCGUCCAAUCACCUUUGUGGUAGUUUUCAGGGGGGUCCUCUGAAAAAUAAAGAAAAUAAAAAUAAAUGAAGAAAUGAAUAAAAAUUAGCGAUGUAAAACAAUAUAAUAAUAUCUAAAAACUUAAGACUACAACUAAGGAUUAAAACUAGAAAUAAGAUUAAAAAUGGUUUAUUAAAAACUGCUUCAGUUUGUGUUUGAAAAUCGUUUUUGGCAUGAGUCUCUUGAGCAAAUUCGACAGAGAGGCCCAAUCGGUAACUGCUUUAUAUUACGUUUUGAUAUGUUUUCAUUACAUACUUUAAAAUCUAAAUUGCUAGAUGGAAAUACAAGGACACUUCAUUUCUUGAAAUGUUGAUAUUUCUUCGAAGUCUUUCUUUUACCUUGACUGAAGAUACUUUGCCCUUUAAUUACAUUUUGGCGAUGACAUUCUUGUUUACAGUUAAAACCUGUGCAAACACUCGUGAUGGUGAAGAUAACGCUACUUACAAAUAAGAUAAUGCGUAAAAGAUAAAUUUGCAUUGUUAGCUGUCGUGUAUUUAGCCUGGCCAAAUACACUAUUACUGAAGUUUUUCCUGUGUAAAGAACCCAGUAAGAGUUACUUCUAUCCAUAUGCUUUAUAUAGUUCUGCACCGCGCCAAAAAGUAUAUGGUUUUCCGGCGACCUAUAGUCACAAAAUUUGUUACAAAUUUUCAUUUUUUGUUAUCGAACGAGGCACGAGUUUCAUUGCCUGUCUUAGAUUAGUGGGAUAAACUUUUAUUUGUGUCAAUAAGUAUUCAGCUCUAAGCUAAGAGCUAAUUGGGGAUGUUAAAACGAACAACGAGAAAUGAAUUAACUGUAAGUAUUUCUUUGAUGAAGGUUGAAAAGAAGCAUGAACAAACAUAAUUUGGUCAUGAAGAAGAUAAAGAUUUCAAGCAACGUUCGUCAAAAUCCCACUGAAAAUAAUUCAGUUGUAAAGGAACUAUACAAGUACCUCGUUCCCCCGUCCACAAGGGAAACUCGCCCUUUGUAUAACAUAUCUUGUAAACAUCUCAAGAUAAGAACACAAAGCAAAGCAACAAGCUAAACCUCAGAGCUGUAACGUCGUGGC
Messenger RNA from Orbicella faveolata, 2044 nucleotides. Its product is annotated as neuroglobin-like. Lineage: Eukaryota; Metazoa; Cnidaria; Anthozoa; Scleractinia; Merulinidae. Gene Ontology annotation, molecular function: heme binding; oxygen binding. The record is from RefSeq and is a predicted model, not a curated record.